UUAAGGACCUGCUUAACCAGCUUAAUCAGCAGCUCCAUCAGCCAAAUGCACAGCUGCCAAAUGACCAAAGUGUCAUCCGGGAGUCGCUCCAUGGUGGCCAAGCUCCUGGCCAUAAUGCUGCUGCUGGUGGCGACAGGAAUCCAGGCGCGGCGUCUGGGCCACCGACGCCUCAUCAUCCACGUGCCGGUCAAGGUGAAGACGCACCACCACACCCACACCGUGUACAAAGUGCUCCAUGGAUCACAUGGCGGCGGUGGAGGUGGAGGUGUGAAGCAAACGGUGUACAAAGUGCUUGGCUUUUCCACACACGGAGGUGGCAUUGCCAAGGGCGGCGGCGGAGGAGGAGGAGGAGGAGGCGGUGGCCAUGGGGGCCACGGCAGCUACGACAUGGGCGGAAUGAGCGGAAUGGGGCACGGCGAGAUCACGUACGAGGACAUGCACGGAUGCGAGAGCGGCAAGGUGAUUCCGGCGGCCAGGGACAUGAUUUUCAAUCACUACUCCCGCCACGGCCAGAGCGAUGGCACUGCCGAGGAUUACGCCGAGGAGCUGGACGACUUUGUAGACCUAAGGGAUGGCUGGUUGUGA
Messenger RNA from Drosophila santomea, 585 nucleotides. RefSeq names its product cold and drought-regulated protein CORA. The transcript has 2 exons. The coding region runs from base 46 to 585 and encodes 179 amino acids. The record is from RefSeq and is a predicted model, not a curated record. Lineage: Eukaryota; Metazoa; Arthropoda; Insecta; Diptera; Drosophilidae.